Molecule: messenger RNA, 1396 nt
Organism: Styela clava
Lineage: Eukaryota; Metazoa; Chordata; Ascidiacea; Stolidobranchia; Styelidae
Product: N6-Methyl-AMP deaminase-like
Biological process (GO): adenosine catabolic process; inosine biosynthetic process
Molecular function (GO): adenosine deaminase activity
Source: RefSeq, a predicted model, not a curated record
UACAAAAUGAAGAUUUUGUCAAAUUUUUGCAUUCAAUUGCCUAAAAUUGAAUUACAUGCACAUCUGAAUGGAAGUCUCAGUGAAGUAACUGUGAAUGGGCUGCUUAAAGACAAUUCAACCUCGGACAUUAAAAUUGACUCAACAUCCAUAGAGAAGGGAGCAAAAAGAACUUUAAAUGACUGUUUUGAAAUGUUUAAAAUUAUUCAAAAGUUGACAGACAGAGCUCAGAUAAUUACAGAAGUGACUAAAAGUGUGAUUGAUGAGUUUGCACAAGAUAAUGUGAUGUAUUUAGAAUUGAGGAGCACUCCACGAAAUAAUCUAGAAACUGGGUUGACCAAAAGAAAUUAUAUAGAAGCUAUUUUGACUGGUAUUAAUGAAUAUCAACAAAAAAAUAAUGAAUCCAUCAUUGUAAAAUUUCUGGUUUCAAUCGAUAGAAGGCGUGGAGUGGUGGAAGCAAAGGAAAAUCUAGAAUUGGCAAAAGAAUAUUUCAAUAGGCCAAAUAAUGUUGUUGUAGGUAUUGAUCUGAGUGGAGAUCCUCAUGUUGGUAAUGCAGAAGAUUAUAUUCCAUUAUUGGAGGAUGCAAAAUCAGCAGGACUGAAAUUAUCUUUACAUAUGGCCGAAAUUAAUGGACUUGAUGAUGAAAAUAUAAAACUUUUAGGAUUGCCACCUGAUCGCAUUGGUCAUGGUACCUUCUUGUACGAAAAUGAAGAAUGCAGGAACUUGGUGCUGAAGAGAAGAAUACCAUUUGAAAUUUGUUUGACAUCGAAUGUAAAGGGUGGGACAGUGGAAAGUUAUGCUGAAGAUCAUCAUCAUAUGCACAAGUGGUUAAAAGACAAACAACCUGUAGUUAUAUGCACUGAUGACAAGGGUGUUUUCAGCACCACACUAUCAAAUGAAUAUCUCAUUGCAGCUCAAAAUGGUGGAAUGUCUUCAGAAGAUAUUUACAAUUUAUCGUUUGAAUCUAUCGAUCAUAUAUUUUCCAAUGACAUUACGAAAGACAUUUUACGACAAAAGAUGAAAAAUUGGAAACAAGAAAAUAUGUAUUAUUUCAUAAAUUGAUUAUUGUUAAUCAAUCAUGAAAUCACAAAAACUGGCUGAUGGUGUAAUUUUUUAACACUAGUUCAAUUACCCAAAACAGACUUCUUCAGAAUAUUUCUAAUUGCUGAUUUUUGGUAUUGAUUUCUCGAUUAAUAUUUAUUUUUGCUAAUGCCAAACUUUGACUUAAUCAUAAUUUUGUCAUGCAAUCAAUACAAUUAUAUUUUAGCAGAACUUACGGUCUCCCCUAGUAUGUGAACCAAGAUGGCGGGCACCGGAACGUAGUAUGUGUACCAGGUUAGGGUUAGGCCAUACUUUUAUUCCAAUUUUCUUUAUUUUAGUUUUAUUACCAGUUCAGAGA